UAUAAGAUGUUUAAGUGUAGUUAUGGAUAUUUAUAAACAAUUCUCAUAAUAUCAUUUACUGCAAGUUUGUUUCAUCACAAGGUUCAUUUGAAAUUUAAAUAUGAGGGAAAUUGUUCAUAUUCAAGCCGGACAAUGCGGAAAUCAAAUAGGAGCGAAGUUUUGGGAAGUUAUAUCCGAUGAACAUGGCAUAGAUCCAACAGGAACAUAUCAUGGUGAUUCCGAUCUUCAGUUAGAAAGGAUUAACGUCUACUACAACGAAGCGACCGGAGGCAAAUAUGUACCCCGGGCUGUCCUCGUUGAUCUGGAGCCCGGUACUAUGGAUUCUGUUAGAUCGGGACCAUUUGGGCAGAUUUUCAGACCCGACAAUUUCGUUUUCGGACAGAGUGGUGCUGGUAAUAACUGGGCCAAAGGCCACUACACUGAAGGAGCUGAAUUAGUAGACUCCGUUUUGGAUGUGGUAAGAAAGGAAGCUGAGGGAUGCGACUGUAUGCAAGGUUUCCAACUUACCCAUUCGUUGGGAGGUGGAACUGGCUCGGGACUGGGUACGCUAUUGAUUUCAAAGAUUCGUGAAGAAUAUCCUGAUAGGAUCAUGAAUACUUUUUCUGUUGUACCUUCACCGAAAGUGUCCGACACAGUGGUUGAACCAUACAAUGCUACUUUGUCUGUCCAUCAGUUAGUAGAAAACACUGAUGAAACAUACUGCAUUGAUAAUGAAGCCCUAUAUGAUAUUUGCUUCCGCACGCUCAAGUUGACUACGCCUACCUAUGGAGAUUUAAACCAUCUGGUCUCCGCUACAAUGUCGGGCGUUACCACUUGCCUAAGAUUUCCCGGACAAUUGAAUUCAGAUUUGAGAAAAUUAGCUGUAAACAUGGUACCUUUCCCCCGAUUACAUUUCUUUAUGCCAGGUUUUGCACCUCUAACCUCUCGUGGCAGUCAACAAUACAGGGCCCUUACAGUCCCAGAGCUUGUUUUGCAAAUGUUUGAUGCCAAAAAUAUGAUGGCUGCAUGUGACCCACGUCAUGGUAGAUAUUUGACAGUUGCAGCAAUAUUUAGAGGUAGAAUGUCAAUGAAAGAAGUUGAUGAACAAAUGUUGAAUAUCCAAAACAAGAAUAGCAGUUAUUUUGUUGAAUGGAUACCUAAUAAUGUUAAAACUGCAGUUUGUGAUAUUCCCCCAAGGGGGCUAAAAAUGUCAUCCACAUUUAUUGGAAAUUCUACGUGUAUUCAAGAAUUAUUUAAACGUAUUUCUGAGCAGUUUACUGCCAUGUUUCGCAGAAAAGCCUUCUUGCAUUGGUACACCGGCGAAGGUAUGGAUGAAAUGGAAUUUACAGAGGCUGAAAGUAACAUGAAUGACUUGGUUUCUGAAUAUCAACAAUACCAGGACGCCACAGCUGAGGAAGAAGGGGAGUUCGAUGAAGAAGAGGAAGCUGAUGAAGGCGAAAACUGAAACAAUUAACUUUCUCAUUAAAAUCUUAGUCGUAUUAGACGAAAUCUCUAACUAGUUGGUCGAGAUUGAUGUUUUAGAUAUACAUUAUAUACAAUUUUUUCUGUAUAGUUACAAAUUAGUUUUGGAAGAAAUUUCAUUAAAAUUAUUGUCCGUGUCACUUGAACUGUAACUCUAACUACAACUGUAAUCUGUAAUGAUAUAAUAAUCAUGUAUUUAUAGAAUUACCUUAUAAAUAAAAUUUCCUUUACUUAA
Molecule: messenger RNA, 1696 nt
Organism: Aethina tumida (small hive beetle)
Lineage: Eukaryota; Metazoa; Arthropoda; Insecta; Coleoptera; Nitidulidae
Product: tubulin beta chain
Exons: 2
Coding region: 101-1444 (447 amino acids)
Biological process (GO): microtubule cytoskeleton organization; mitotic cell cycle
Cellular component (GO): microtubule; cytoplasm
Molecular function (GO): GTPase activity; GTP binding; structural constituent of cytoskeleton
Source: RefSeq, a predicted model, not a curated record